This is a messenger RNA of Pygocentrus nattereri (red-bellied piranha), 2299 nucleotides long. RefSeq names its product zinc finger and BTB domain containing 3 (gene zbtb3). Gene Ontology annotation, molecular function: RNA polymerase II cis-regulatory region sequence-specific DNA binding; DNA-binding transcription factor activity, RNA polymerase II-specific; protein binding. The record is from RefSeq and is a predicted model, not a curated record. Gene Ontology annotation, biological process: regulation of transcription by RNA polymerase II. NCBI's taxonomy places the organism in Eukaryota, Metazoa, Chordata, Actinopteri, Characiformes, Serrasalmidae. The coding region runs from base 373 to 2175 and encodes 600 amino acids. Gene Ontology annotation, cellular component: nucleus. The transcript has 4 exons.
UAGCGCGGCGCUUUCGGAGGCGCUUUCAGGAGCCUCGUCUGCGCCCUUACGGAAAAGCACUCGGUCCUUGUGCCUCUUUACAUUAUAUCAAAGCGACACGUGGUGGUGUUAUUGUAGCUGUUGUGCUAAUAGACGGUGAAACGGAGGACUGCCGUUUACAGCCGAGCCCCAGGAGCCCCCUCGGUGUCCCGGGGGCAUGGAGGUUUUAGUGCUGUAUUCGUGGACUGAUCGCCUUCCGUGGAGAGGAGAAAAAGGGUUCACAUUUUAAAGGAUCAACUUUAGAAGGAAGAAAGGAAACCGUACACUAGGCAGAUGCUAUCCUGUUUUUAAUCUAGACCAACUCCUUUGCUUGAGGCAAGGUUACAGAAAGUCAUGGAGUUCCCAGGCCAUAGUCAGCAGCUCUUGGCUAGUCUGCGCUCCCAGCGCCUGCAGGGAUUUCUGUGUGACUGCACUGUAAAGGUUGGCCCCACUCGCUUUCUGGCUCACCGUGCAGUGCUGGCUUCCUGCUCCCCAUUCUUCCACAUGUUCUACUCUGAACAUCCAGUUGGCAAUACAUCCACAGUUAACGGAGGUCCAGAGAGAGACACUGUUACCAUCAAUGGGGAUAUAGUGACCCCUUCAGCAUUUGGGCUGCUCCUUGAUUUUAUGUAUGAGGGUGUGCUCCGCUUAGCUGCUCAUCCCCCUCCAGAAGAUGUGCUUGCUGCAGCAAGUUUCCUGCACAUGAAUGACGUGGUUCGAGUAUGCAAGAAAAGACUGCAGGGCCGUGGACUGGCUGAGGCAGACAGCACCAGGGCAGAAGAAGGAGGGAGUGAGGCUGGGGGAGAUGGCCCAGUGUUUGAUGGUCCAUCUAGAGAAGGAAGAUCAAAUGAUGCAGGAGAGAGAAAUGGUGGAAGGGGACCGGUAGCAGAUGGCGAACAGGGAGCUAUCAUUAUUUCAGUAUCAAAUGCAUCCUUAUUACCCUCAGUAACGCAGUGUCUACAGCCAAGCCAGAAAAUAUCUUCUCAUGUUGACACAAAAACUGAGGCAAUGGUGGGAGUACCCAGCCGAAUCACACACAAUGCUAAUUUGGGCAGUCCAGACAUGGCAGACACUACUCAACCAGGUAUGGACUCUCUUCCAGCUGCAAGUGAGUCUGGGCCAGGCUUAUACUCGUCCUCUCCUGGGCCUGUUAGAGCUGGAACUUCAACAAUAUCUGGUAGUCUCGAGUCUGCACUUUCAAGCCCUUGCAGCACAACAGAAUCACUUCAGACAGGCACAGAAGCUCAGCCCAAUGCAUCUAUUGUCAUGGCUCUGGCCCAUAUGGACAACAAGCGGACUGGUGACUCUUCUCAAAAUGUACCCAGCACCGUAUUUACACAUGACAGCACUGCACAGGGUAAAACUACAAAAUCUAAAUCGCUUCAGCGCAGAGGACAGAGUUUUGCUAUUUCUCUACCACCUCAGCACACUCAAAGUCAGGCUGAAGGAAGGCAGUCUUCAAGAGGUUUGGCUGAACAACCACAUUCUCCCGUAGCAUUAUCCUUAACAGGUAGAGGAGCUGAACGGGAGGAGAAUGAAGAGGAAGGGGUGAAAGUAAAGGUGGAGGCUAUUGUAAUCUCUGAUGAAGAACCAGAAGAUGUGGAAGAGACACUUGUCAGGGUCAGAGAGCAAAGAAGAGAUGCUGACUUAGAGGAAAGGGAGGAUUAUGACAGUACCCAUGAUGUGGAGAUCACAAAUGCUCACUUCAUCCCUCCCCACACAUUAAUACAACUCCCUCAUGAUCACCAAGAGCCGCUCUCUUUCCCUCUUUCACCACAUGGCCCUAGUGCUUCCUCUUCUGAUCACACUAGCUUUCCAUCCUCACUUUUCCCAACUGCCUCCCAGCAAUCAGAGCAGCAGGGCAUCUACUUUGAAGAAUUUCAAGAUUCUCUUGGGAAUUAUGUGGAAGAUGUACCUACAUGUAACACUUGUGGAAAGACAUUUUCCUGUGCUUACACAUUGAGGAGGCACGCCAUAGUACACACAAGAGAGCGUCCCUAUGAGUGCAGUUACUGUUACCGUAGUUACACACAGUCUGGGGACUUGUACAGGCACAUAAGAAAGGCACAUGACCAUGACCUGCCAGUGAAACGCAACAGAACAGAGACUGACCCUCCUCCAUCCCCACCGCUUCCUCCUCAGCCUCCCCAGACAUAACUACAUUGCUCAAAAAAAUAAAGGGAACACGUAAACAACACAAUAUAACUCCAAGUAAAUCAAACUUCUGUGAAAUGAAACUGUCCACUUAGGAAGCAACACUGAUUGACAAUCAGCUUCACAU